This is a messenger RNA of Anopheles darlingi, 356 nucleotides long. RefSeq names its product 40S ribosomal protein S29 (gene RpS29). The coding region runs from base 72 to 242 and encodes 56 amino acids. Gene Ontology annotation, cellular component: ribosome; cytosolic small ribosomal subunit. The record is from RefSeq and is a predicted model, not a curated record. Lineage: Eukaryota; Metazoa; Arthropoda; Insecta; Diptera; Culicidae. The transcript is spliced from 3 exons. Gene Ontology annotation, molecular function: structural constituent of ribosome; zinc ion binding. Gene Ontology annotation, biological process: translation.
ACUCUCUUUUGCCUUCAGGUUUUCCGUGAGAAACACGUUCGUGAUUUUACGUGCAAAUUUUCAUCGAAAAAAUGGGUUUCGCCAACUUGUGGUACUCGCAUCCACGUAAAUAUGGACAGGGCUCGCGCUUCUGCCGUGCCUGCUCCAACAACCACGGAAUGAUCCGAAAGUACGGGCUGAACAUUUGCCGACAGUGCUUCCGCGAGUACGCCAAGGAUAUUGGCUUCAGGAAGCUGGAUUAAACCAGAGAUCCAUUCUCAGAUUUCCUCCCAUACGGCAUCAAGAAAGAUUUGCAAACUUGUUGGCAGUGGUGAUAUGUGAGGAAUAAAAUGUCUGCAAAUACAUAACCUAAAAUC